AUUUUAUUUAUAUUUUAUUAAAUAAAAAAAAUUAAAUUAUCAAAUAAAUCAAAAAUUCAGGUCAAAUGUUAAAUCUCUUGCCAUGUAAGCAUGACAUGGCAAUUUUUUGCCAUCCAAGCAGCAAGCGGGGUGUGUCCUCAACGACAGUUAAGUCAGGCCGGCAGUCCCAAACGGCAGUUAAGUUGGGACCCCUGCACGUGGCUCCGGACGCGUCAAAGUCGGUACUUGUUCCUCUUGCUCUACUCUCCUAUCCUCCUCCCUUUCCUCUGCGCAACUUUUCCUCUACUCUGUGCCACGGAGUUCUGCUUCUGGGUUUUUCACGAGAAGACGAGAAGGAAAGCAGUUGCACGGCAGUCAACAAACGAGGAGGAGCGGCUGAGGGGAUGCAAGGAGGGGUGUGGGUGAAAUAAUGAAGGGGAAGAAAGUGAGGUGGGGUUGUUGCUCAAACCCAGAUCUGGGUGUUUCUCAAACCCAGAUCUGGGUUUCACAAAUCUGGGUUUUCUCUAGUGAUUUUGAUUGUGGUUUUUUCUUUGUAACUUUGAAAGUUGAAACGUCUCUGCCGAUUUUGGGUUGUCACUAUUGUUGUCUUUAAUUGUUGACAUUUUUCUGCGCUAAGAUUGAAACUUGUUU
Messenger RNA from Rubroshorea leprosula, 630 nucleotides. NCBI's taxonomy places the organism in Eukaryota, Viridiplantae, Streptophyta, Magnoliopsida, Malvales, Dipterocarpaceae. The record is from the annotation of a GenBank genome assembly.